AUGGAACAAAGAGGAUGCGCGGCGAGGAGCGCGCAAAUGCGGUGGGUCUGCUGCCUGGUUGCUGUGCUUUUGUGGCGUGAAACCUCUGCUCAGUUGAGAUAUUCAGUCCCCGAGGAAAUCAAAGAAGGAACUAUUGUCGGAAAUGUUGCAAAGGAUUUGGGAUUAGACAAGAGCACUUUGAAAGAACGCAAAUAUCGGAUUGUUUCGAGCGCAACGGAGCCUCUUUUCCGCCUCGGAGAGAAUGACGGCAUCUUGUACGUAAGCAGGAAAAUUGACCGGGAGGAGGUAUGCGAGCGAAGCACUGCAUGUGUAAUUAAUUUAAAAACGGUGCUAGAACACCCCCUGGAGGUGCAUUAUGUUGCCGUGGAAGUCGUGGAUAUAAAUGACCAUUCCCCCAGUUUCCCCGUGGAAAUAAAGACGUUGGACAUUCCUGAAUCCGUGCAACCUGGAAUGCGAAUUCCACUCAAAGCGGCACGAGAUGCAGACAGCGGUCCUUUCUCUGUCCAGCAGUAUAAACUUAGCGCAAAUGAUCAUUUCCGUUUAGAAGUUAAAGAUAAAGGAGACAAUGAAAAAAUUCCAAUAUUGAUUGUGCAAAAACAUUUGGACAGGGAGGAAGCCGGAAGUCAUUCAUUAAUGUUAACUGCACUAGAUGGUGGAAAACCGCCCAAAACAGGCGACAUUAAUAUUUUAAUAAAUAUAUUAGACAAUAAUGAUAACUCGCCUGUUUUUUCGUCAGAUGGAUAUUCUGUGACACUUUAUGAAAAUGCUCCUGUAGGCACAACAGUUGUUCAAGUAAAUGCAACUGAUUUAGACGAAGGUCCAAAUGGUGAUGUUGUUUAUGCAUUUAGCAACAGUGUGAGUCACAGAUUAUUAAAUCUUUUUGAAAUUAAUCAUUUAACAGGUGCAAUAACGGUGAAAGGAAUUAUUGACUUUGAAGAAAAAGAUAAAUAUGAGAUUGAAAUCCAAGCAUCAGAUAAAGGUUCCCUCCCAUUAACAACAGAAAAAAGUGUCCUCAUCAAGAUAAUUGAUGUCAAUGACAAUGCACCUGAGAUCGAAGUCACGUCAUUUUCCAGUUCCAUUCCUGAAGAUUCCAGACCUGGGACUACAGUUGCUCUAAUCAGUGUGAAUGAUUUGGACUCUGCUCUAAACGGAAAAGUUCUUUGCUCCAUAAAUGAGGAUGUUCCUUUUACUUUGUCAACAUCAUUACAAGACAAAAUGUUUUCUUUAGUGACCAAAUCACCUCUAGACAGGGAGAAACGGUCCCACUAUGAUAUAACAGUAGUUGCAAGAGAUGCUGGUCAACCUGCACUCUCGUCUCAAAAGACAAUCAGUGUUUUCAUUUCAGACGUGAACGAUAACAGUCCCGAGUUUUCAUCCAGUCCUUACACCUUCUAUGUCACCGAGGGCAACGAUGCAGGCGCCGCCGUCUUUUCUGUCAAAGCCUUUGAUCAAGAUGACAAUGAGAAUGCUGUCAUCUCAUACCACAUUCUCAGAAAUGAUCACACGUUGUCUUCAUUUUUAAGUAUAAAUAGUGAAAAUGGACAAAUAUCAGCCCUAAAAAGUUUUGACUUUGAGACGCUGAAAAGCUUCCAGUUCCAAGUGGUGGCCAGGGAUGGUGGGAGUCCUCCACUGAGCAGCAACGUCACAGUGAAGGUGUUCAUUCUGGAUCAGAACGACAACGCUCCAGUCAUCCUGUAUCCAAUCAGCUCCAACGGUUCUGCCCAAGGUGUAGAGGAGAUUCCCCGCAACAUCAAAGCGGGAGACUUGGUGACCAAAGUCCGAGCCUACGAUGCCGACAUUGGCUAUAACGGCUGGUUGCUCUUUUCGCUGCAGCGAGUUAGCGACCACAGUCUGUUUUCUUUGGACCGCUAUACUGGGCAGAUCAGAACACUUCGCUCCUUGACGGAGACGGACGAGGCCGAGCACCGCCUGCUCGUCCUGGUCAAAGACAACGGCAACGUGUCGCUCUCGGCGACGGCUACUGUGACUGUCAAGCUCGUGGAGCCCAAAGAGGCUUUUGCGGCUUCUGACGUGAAAAGUGCAGCCACGGUGGACGAGGAGGACAAUGUGACUUUUUACCUGAUGAUCACUUUGGGCUCGGUCUCGCUCCUUUUUGUCAUCAGCAUCAUUGUGCUGAUUGCCAUGCAGUGCUCCAAAUCUACCGAGUACACUUCCAAAUAUCUGCAAGAAACCAAUUAUGAUGGCACGUUGUGUCACAGCAUCCAGUACAGAUCGGGAGACAAACGCUACAUGUUAGUUGGACCCCGAAUGAGUAUCGGCUCCACCAUAGUCCCGGGCAGCCACGCCAACACGCUGGUGCUCCCUGACAGGAGACACACUUCCGGGGAGGUAAGGCCCAUUAACAUAUAUUGUGACUAA
Molecule: messenger RNA, 2379 nt
Organism: Syngnathus typhle (broad-nosed pipefish)
Lineage: Eukaryota; Metazoa; Chordata; Actinopteri; Syngnathiformes; Syngnathidae
Product: protocadherin alpha-8-like
Exons: 2
Coding region: 1-2379 (792 amino acids)
Biological process (GO): homophilic cell-cell adhesion
Cellular component (GO): plasma membrane
Molecular function (GO): calcium ion binding
Source: RefSeq, a predicted model, not a curated record